CACCUAUAUCCUUCCCUUAUUGCCGUAGCAAUUGCUCUGUGUGCAUUUAUUCAUUACGUGGGACGCAAAAAUACCAAAUCCGGGACACGUAGGUUACCGCCGCAAGCGGGUGGCGCGUGGCCAAUUCUCGGCCACCUUCACAUCUUCAGUGGCUCUAAGCUCCCGCAUGUUGCCCUGGGAAACAUGGCAGACAAAUAUGGACCAGCUUUCACUAUCCGGAUCGGCGUGCACAGAGCGUUAGUGGUCAGCGACUGGAAAUUAGCCAAACACCUCUCCACUGUCCACGACGUUCACAUUUCGACCCGUCCCAAGUUUCGAGCAGCCAAACAUUUGGGCUAUGACUACAUAAUGUUUGCUUUCUCGCCCUACGGUCCUUACUGGCGCCAUAUGCGAAAACUUACUUCGACUGAGCUACUCUCCACCCGACGGCUUGAGCAGUUGAAGGGCAUAAGAGUGGCCGAGAUUGAGACCUCUGUAAAGGAGCUCUAUAAAGUUUGGACUAAAAGGUUCUAUUUGGGCGAAAACAAAAAAUCCGACCAUUCUGGUCAGGUUUUGGUGGAAAUGAAGAAGUGGUUCGGGGACAUAACUUUCAACGUUUUCCUUCAAAUGGUGGUCGGAAAACGUUAUUUUGGUACGAGGGCAGUUGGUGAUGAGAAACAGGGGCGGCGUUGCCAGAAGGCAUUGAGGGAUUUUUUCAACUUUCUUGGGGUUUUUGUGCCCGCCGAUGCCCUGCCUUUUCUGAGACGGUUAGAUAUCGGAGGGUAUGAGAAAGCCAUGAAAGAAGUUGCUAAAGAAAUGGACUCUCUUGUUGAGGAAUGGUUACAAGAGCAUCGUCUGAAGAAAGAGACAAAGGAAGAAGAUUUCAUUGAUGCGAUGCUUUCGCAAAUAGAAGGGAUGGAUCUUAAUGGUUUUAGUGCUGAUAGUGUCAUCAAAUCAACCUGCAUGACUUUGAUGGCUGGGGGUGCAGAUACGGUCACGACCAUGCUAACGUGGGUUCUAUCUUUGAUGAUGAACCAUCCCCAUGUCUUGAAGAUGGCUCAGGAGGAACUAGACAGUGUAGUUGGAAAGGAAAGAAGGGUUAAUGAAUCAGAUAUUAAGAAUUUGGCAUAUCUUCAAGCUGUUGUAAAAGAAACAUUAAGGUUGUAUCCGGCAGGUCCUCUUGGAGCUCCAAGAAUCUUCACCAAAGAUUGCACCCUAUCAGGAUUUCAUAUUCCAAAUGGUACUUGGCUAUUCAUUAACAUCUGGAAAAUCCAACGAGAUCCGCAGGUUUGGUCUAGCCCCGAUGAAUUCAAACCUGAGAGGUUUACUAAUAGUCAUAAAGACUAUGAUGUUUUGGGACAAGACUACGAGCUAAUCCCAUUUGGUGUGGGUAGAAGAAUAUGCCCGGGAACAAAUUUUGGUCUUCAAAUGUUGCACUUGGUGUUGGCUAAUUUGUUGCAUUCUUUUGAACUUUCAAAUGUCUCUAAUAGAGAAAUUGAUAUGACAGAGAAAGCUGGACUAACCAACGUCAAAGCCACACCACUUGAAAUUCUCAUCUCUCCGCGUCUUCCAUCUUCUCUUUAUUAAUCAGCCACACAUUAAAAUCAAGAUAUGCAGUGUGUACAUGUAUGUUUAUGUUUUAUAUCCAUUAAGCAUAGUUUUUAAUCAAAUUCCACUUUAGUAUUAUGAUUCUUGUCCAAGAAAAAGUAUUAGUAAUGGAGAAGUGGUUGCCACGAGUUUAAUUUA
Molecule: messenger RNA, 1725 nt
Organism: Ipomoea triloba (trilobed morning glory)
Lineage: Eukaryota; Viridiplantae; Streptophyta; Magnoliopsida; Solanales; Convolvulaceae
Product: cytochrome P450 CYP82D47-like
Exons: 3
Coding region: 184-1566 (460 amino acids)
Biological process (GO): defense response to other organism
Molecular function (GO): oxidoreductase activity, acting on paired donors, with incorporation or reduction of molecular oxygen; heme binding; monooxygenase activity
Source: RefSeq, a predicted model, not a curated record